AUGUUUCCUGCGCCGGACAGUACAAUCGAUCUAAAAAAAUUAUUCACUCCGCAAUUACCAAUUAUUGAGCAGCCAUGGCACAAAGAAGUCACCGACGAUUUGCGUUCUCAGCAACUUGUCAAAUAUGUGACAGCGAUCUGCCAGGUACUUGGUUCAGACCCAGUGCCUGAUCGGGUAUUGGUGUUGGUAGCAUGGUGUGCGCGUAUAGCGGAAGGAUCAGCGUUCGAUAGUGCCGAUGAUCAGGUAUGGACUUUUUGUGCAUUUCAUUGUGGCUACUCUCUUACCAACACUCUUAGAAGGGGCAGAAAUUAA
Molecule: messenger RNA, 312 nt
Organism: Gongylonema pulchrum
Lineage: Eukaryota; Metazoa; Nematoda; Chromadorea; Rhabditida; Gongylonematidae
Source: the annotation of a GenBank genome assembly